This is a messenger RNA of Strongylus vulgaris, 200 nucleotides long. Lineage: Eukaryota; Metazoa; Nematoda; Chromadorea; Rhabditida; Strongylidae. The record is from the annotation of a GenBank genome assembly.
AUGCGUACUGAACAUCGCUGGUACAUCCUUCAGCAGCGGUUAAGAUCACCGUCUCCUUCAAGCAAAAGUGCGAUCCAGCUGGACGCUGAAGAAGAUUUAUUACCGCGUUGGAAGAAGGAGAGAAGUCGUAUACGGCAUCAGGUUGGAGCUCCCGUCUACUUGUGUCUGGUCCUUGGAGAAGGACUCAGCAAAGGUUGACG